AUGGGACGGGGAAGGGGACUGAGUGGCAGCGAGAGGGGGAGUAGGAGUGGGAGGGGGUCGACGAGGAAACAGGGGUGCAGGCACGGGCUGGAGACGAGCGAGCCACAGCAAGCAGUUCCAAUUCCGCCGGCGGGUUGGGGAUUAUUGGUAACAGCGACGACGGCGGCAGCGGCAGCGGCAGCACCAGCGGCAGCAGAGCAGACAAAAGCAGACGAGGGUUGCGGUGCGGUACGUACUCUCAAGCAAGCUGCUCCGACCUCGAUGAAUCGUUCAGUCGCGGCUGGUUCCUUGCGCAGAGGUAUGGUAGGUCCAGCGUCGUCGCGCCUCCGAGGUGCGGACAAGGGCAAGCUUUGGUCGGCUCGGUUCGUCGUGAGAGACGUCGGUCGGAAUUGGAGGGUUGCUGAUUCAACUGAAUCAAAAGUCGGCGACUGGGCAACCCCCCAAGUCAGCUCCAAGGCAGUAUCAAGAUGUAUCCCAGUACGAGUACGUCCUUGUUUCGCUCGCUCGGCUUCUCUCCUUCAGUGA
Molecule: messenger RNA, 525 nt
Organism: Colletotrichum orchidophilum
Lineage: Eukaryota; Fungi; Ascomycota; Sordariomycetes; Glomerellales; Glomerellaceae
Exons: 3
Coding region: 1-525 (174 amino acids)
Source: RefSeq, a predicted model, not a curated record